GCAAAGCCGACAACGAGAACCCCACGACGACGACAACAGAUUACCAUACCAACCCCAAUCACCGAUAUGAGAUGGGGGAGUCACAGCUCGAUACAGAGCGCCAUAUCAAAUACUGGCGUAGAUGUCUAAAGUCUCUGCUACCUACAGAUUACACCUCCACCGACUCAUCGCGCAUGACCCUAGGCUUCUUCAUCCUCUCUGCUCUGGAUCUCCUAGGCGCGGGCGUUGAAACACUGCCCGAUAAGGAACGUGCGAACAUACGGGACUGGAUCCUAAAAUGCCAGCAUCCAAAUGGUGGGUUUUGCGGGUCUCCGAAUCACCGGUAUCCAGAUGGGUAUUAUGUUGACGUGGGGCAUGGCAAGCAGCUCAUGGACCCGGCGAAUCUGCCCGCGACCUUCUUUGCUAUACUUAGUUUGGGUUUUGUUGGCAGGCUGGACCAGAUUAGACGGCGCGAUUGCUUGAGGUGGUUAAAGACAUUGCAGAGAGAUGAUGGCAGCUUCGGGGAGUUCAUCACUGAAGAAGGAAUUAUUGAGGGCGGUAAUGAUACGCGGUAUUGCUAUCUUGCUGCAGCAGUUCGGUGGGCGUUGACAGGAGAUCAAGUGAGUGAGGAAGAAGAGAAAGAUGAUAUUGAUGUGGAAAAGAUGGUGGAUCAUUUGCGGCGCGGGCAGACAUACGACGGUGGAAUCUCAGAAUCUUCAGAGCAUGAGGCGCAUGCUGGAUAUACAUAUUGUGCCAUUGCAGCCCUAUCACUCCUUAAUCGACUCCCAGAUCCUUCGACUAUCUCCUCAUCGACGCCUGGCACAGCAUCGACUGCCAAAUUACCGGGUCUCGCAGAUUUAUCUGGCAUGGUUCGGUGGCUAGUCUCGAGACAGAUAAAAUACACAAUGGAAGAAGAUGAAGAGGAGGAUGAGACCUCAUCAGCAGAACCCCUCUCAUUAGCCGAACUAUCACUCAAUGAGAGUGAGUUUGUCGGUUUCAACGGCCGUUGUAAUAAGAAGGCUGAUACAUGCUACUCAUUCUGGGUUACGGCUUGUCUUGAUAUGAUCGGUAGUGGAAAUCUCAUAGAACCCGGCCCAAUACGCCGAUUUUUAUUUGAGCAAACCCAGCACCGAAUUGGGGGUUUUGGAAAGAGCCCUGGGAGCCCACCAGAUAUAUAUCAUUCCUACCUCGGUCUUGCCGCUCUCGCAACAAUGAAGGAGCCGGGGCUAAAAAGCUUCGACCCUGCUUUGUGCAUCAGUAUACAGCAAAAAGAGAAACUCGAUAAGAUGAGGAGAGACGCACUAGUACCUACGAGGACAUACUGGAAACAUGGCUACAGUUUUUCCAUAAGAGAAGAUGACCCCGCGUACGAGAAGACCAUGGCGGCCAGUGAGGAGCCGCCUAGAUUCAUAGUAGAUGCAUUAAAAAUUGUGAGAUAGCAAGGGGCACGGAAACAUAUUGCAGUAAAAGAUAUCCACCAUCUGCCCAGAGGGCGGGAGGACAAUUGUAAAAUUAGUUACCCAUUCUAAAG
Messenger RNA from Amorphotheca resinae ATCC 22711, 1510 nucleotides. RefSeq lists its product as hypothetical. Gene Ontology annotation, biological process: protein geranylgeranylation. The transcript is spliced from 5 exons. Gene Ontology annotation, molecular function: CAAX-protein geranylgeranyltransferase activity. The coding region runs from base 72 to 1418 and encodes 448 amino acids. Gene Ontology annotation, cellular component: CAAX-protein geranylgeranyltransferase complex. NCBI's taxonomy places the organism in Eukaryota, Fungi, Ascomycota, Leotiomycetes, Helotiales, Amorphothecaceae. The record is from RefSeq and is a predicted model, not a curated record.